AUGUACCACUACGACCCUUGUCGCAUCCACAACAGCACCCAACUACAAUUCGCAAGGUACCUCUUCCAACUACUACGCCCAUCAUUACCUGCAAACCAAAAUGAUGCAAAAUGUCCCACGGUCAUCCUGGAACGCAUCAAGGGACUAACCAUUGAACCAGAUGAAGUAAUGGUCUCUUUCGAUGUGACCUCACUGUUCACCAACAAACCAAAGCAAAUGGCCAUCGAAAGUAUCCGACACCUGUUGUCAAACGAUCAAAAUUUGCAAUUAAGAACGAAACUUUCUGUGGACGAAAUAGUUAAAUUCGUAGAACUCUGUAUGGAAACCUAUUUCCAAUUCCGCGGGAAGGUGUACCAGCAGAUACAGGGAACUCCAAUGGGUUCGCCACUCUCAGGGCUGCUUGCAGAUGCGGUUAUGAAACACUUCGAAGUCAAAGCCUUUGAAAUUCUACAACCUCGUCUGUGGAUACGUUAUGUGGACGAUACAUUCGUUAUACUCAGAGCCUUCACAGUAGAUUAG
Molecule: messenger RNA, 519 nt
Organism: Echinostoma caproni
Lineage: Eukaryota; Metazoa; Platyhelminthes; Trematoda; Plagiorchiida; Echinostomatidae
Source: the annotation of a GenBank genome assembly